Messenger RNA from Monoraphidium neglectum, 480 nucleotides. RefSeq lists its product as hypothetical. The transcript is spliced from 4 exons. Lineage: Eukaryota; Viridiplantae; Chlorophyta; Chlorophyceae; Sphaeropleales; Selenastraceae. Bases 1 to 480 code for a protein of 159 amino acids. The record is from RefSeq and is a predicted model, not a curated record.
AUGUCCCUAUUCCAAGGCGUGGUCGGCGCCCAGAUCGAGCUGUCGCGGCUGGCGCGGCCGCAGGACAAGCUGCUGCGCCUGGGGCGCAUCAGCAGGAUCUUCCUAGAGGAGAUUCCACCUCAGCAGCAGCGCCAGCAGCAGCAGCAGCAGCAGCAGCAGCAGCAGCAGCAGCAGCAGCAGCAGCAGCAGCAGCAGCAGCAGCAGCAGGCGGCGGCAGCGGCGCAGUCGGAGCCUCGCAUCCACCGGGCCGUGCGCUACGCGACGCACGACGGCGCGGCGCCGCGCUGCACGCUUGACGUCUAUGUCCCGCCCGGCCUGGCGCCGGGCGCGCGCGCGUCGGCGCCGGUGGUGCUGUUCUGCCAUGGCGGCGUGUGGGCCGCGGGGGAGUCAUGGCACUAUGCCCCGAUGGCGUCAACCCUGGCCCGCCUGGGGGUUCUGGCCGCAGUCAUGCAGCCGCUGCGCAACAGACCCGCGCGGUAG